CAAGUGACCGCUUUGCGCUGAAAGAAUCAGCGGUUUUCGGAGUGAAAAAUUGUCCCGAUUACCGUGUUGGCCACAUCCGGUUAGCACGUGCGAGAUCGAUUGAGAACCUGUGCGAGUGGUUUCCAGUCUGCCGGGCGUAAUCAGCGAACGAAAAACCAUCUACCAACCGAAUCGCAUUAUUUGUUUGCUUGCCACUGAGCGGUGCAAACAUACAUUGACCUUGCGCGGUCUCGAAACCCGAUUUCACGAUGACAAAGAUAAAGCUGUUCAUUAACCGGAAUCUCGUGACGAUCGUGAUGAUUCCGUCACUGUUCGGCCUGCACUGGGCGUGGAAUAGUUUGCAGCACAACACGGCGCUGGUUUCGGAAAGCGAGCGCCGAGACCUACCGAUCUCGAUAGCAGCGAAAGCCUUUUGGGAACGUGUGGACAGUAAAACGGAUCUGGGGCCAGAUAAAUAGCCAUCAGUCCCGCCCGUUCAGCAGUUGACUUUCAGUAUAGUGGUUGCCUACAUUACGAGGGCAUCAUUGCGAGAUGUGGAAAAUAUACUGCGCUUGGCAUAGUUCUCGUUUGUUUCUGAUUCUCUGAUGAGGUAGCGGAUUAUCGACUCCUGCUGAAAAAAUAGGCAUGCAAAGUGCAACGUUUUUAAAACUGGUUUAACCCGUUACAGCUCAAAAG
This is a messenger RNA of Anopheles cruzii, 675 nucleotides long. RefSeq lists its product as uncharacterized. The record is from RefSeq and is a predicted model, not a curated record. The transcript has 3 exons. Bases 249 to 458 code for a protein of 69 amino acids. NCBI's taxonomy places the organism in Eukaryota, Metazoa, Arthropoda, Insecta, Diptera, Culicidae.